Chrysochloris asiatica (Cape golden mole) is the source of this 2013-nucleotide messenger RNA. RefSeq names its product arylsulfatase D (gene ARSD). The coding region runs from base 1 to 2013 and encodes 670 amino acids. Lineage: Eukaryota; Metazoa; Chordata; Mammalia; Afrosoricida; Chrysochloridae. The transcript is spliced from 10 exons. Gene Ontology annotation, molecular function: arylsulfatase activity. The record is from RefSeq and is a predicted model, not a curated record.
AUGAGCCUCCCACCCCGAGAACCUGCCCUAGCCUCUCCCCGCCCUCACAUCCCCGUCGUGGGCCGAGACCCUUGGGUGCUGUCCGGCUGGGGCGCGAUUAAGGACUCGGAGGGGGCGGGGGAGCCCUGCUGGGGUCCCCGGGACGCAUUGCACACUGCAGACCCGAGUCAGGAUCCAGACCCGGGUGGCUGCGAGCGCUCCUUCCGGGUCUGCCCCUUUGGGGCGGGGAAGCUUUGGGUCCGGCCCGGGGCGCUCGGAAGGGACUUUUAUAGGCUUCUGCUCACUAGCUGUUUGCUUCUGAGACCCUGUGAGCUCCAAGCAGACAAAACCUCUAAACCCAACAUUCUCUUGAUCCUGGCUGACGACCUUGGCAUCGGAGAUCUUGGUUGCUAUGGAAAUGACACGCUGAGGACACCAAAUAUUGACCGACUUGCUGAGGAAGGAGUGAGGUUCACCCAGCACUUGGCAGCUGCACCCCUCUGCACCCCGAGUCGAGCUGCUUUCCUCACCGGGAGACACUCCUUCCGGUCUGGCAUGGAAGCCAUUGACGGGUACCGUGCGCUGCAGUGGAACGGGGGAUCAGGUGGACUCCCUGCCAAUGAAACCACGUUUGCCAGAGUCCUGCGUGAGCAGGGCUACCGGACAGCCCUCAUCGGAAAAUGGCACCAGGGGGUGAACUGUGUGUCUCGCGGGGACCACUGCCACCACCCUUUAAAUCACGGGUUCGACUACUUCUACGGCAUGCCCUUCACGUUGAUCGACGACUGCCACCCAGACAGGCCUCCGGAGGUCGAUGCGGUGUUUCGGAGGAAACUCUGGCUGUACACACAGGUCAUGGUUCUGGGGGUGUUGACACUUGCGGGCUGCAAAGCUUUGGACUUGCUCCCCAUCCCCUGGAAAGCUGUCCUGGGUCUGGCCGGCCUGGUCGCCUUGUUUUUCCUCUCCUGGUACGCCAGCUUCGGGUUCGUGCGACGCUGGAACUGCGUCCUGAUGAGAAACGAUGAGGUCGUAGAGCAGCCUAUGGCCCUGGAAACAGUAACCUUCCGGAUGCUGAGGGAGGCAGUGGCCUACAUAGAAAGAAACAAACAUGUGCCGUUUCUCCUGUUCGUAUCAUUGUUGCAUGUUCACAUCCCCCUCGUUACCACAGAAAAGUUUCUUGGGAAGAGUCUCCACGGCUUAUAUGGGGACAACGUGGAGGAGAUGGACUGGGUAGUCGGUGAAAUUCUUGGUGCGAUUGAAGAGAAUGGUUUGAAGAAUUCAACGUUCACAUACUUUACCUCAGACCAUGGAGGACAUUUGGAGGCGAGAGACGGACAUAGACAACUGGGGGGAUGGAAUGGAAUUUAUAAAGGAGGCAAAGGCAUGGCCGGCUGGGAAGGAGGUAUCCGGGUCCCUGGAAUCUUCCGAUGGCCGGGGGUACUGCCCGCCGGACAGCUGAUCCACGAACCCACCAGUCUGAUGGAUAUUUUCCCCACGGUGGUCCAGCUGGCAGGCGGCCAGAUGCCUCAGGACAGGGUCAUCGAUGGCCGCAGCCUCCUGCCCUUGCUCCUAGGGUCUGUCCAGUAUUCGGCCCACGAGUUCUUAUUUCACUACUGUGGGAUGCACCUCCACGCUGCCCGGUGGCACCAAAUAGACAGUGGAAGGGUCUGGAAGGUCCACUAUGUGACGCCCCAGUUCCACCCCGAGGGUGCCGGGGCCUGCUACGGCCGGGGUGUGUACCCUUGCUCAGGGACAGGCGUCACCCACCACAGCCCACCCCUGCUGUUCGAUCUCUCCAGCGACCCUUCCGAGGCAGAGCCCCUGUCCCCUGACUCGGAGCCCCUGUACGACACAGUGAUCUCCAGGGUGGCGCAGGCUUUGGAGGCGCACCGGCAAACCCUGAGCCCCGUGCCUCAUCAGUUCUCCGUGGGCAACAUCAUCUGGAAGCCUUGGCUGCAGCCUUGCUGUGGGACCUUUCCUUUCUGUUCCUGCAAAGAGGAUGAAGCCAGCACCCCACCAGGGCCAGAUCCAUGA